This is a messenger RNA of Jatropha curcas, 1442 nucleotides long. RefSeq lists its product as uncharacterized. Lineage: Eukaryota; Viridiplantae; Streptophyta; Magnoliopsida; Malpighiales; Euphorbiaceae. The record is from RefSeq and is a predicted model, not a curated record.
AACCUCACAUUUUAACGAACGCAUAUCCCUAACCCACAGUACCCAAAUGUCCCCUCGCUCCUCCCCCUUCCCUUCUUGCUUCCGCCCCUCCUCCAACACCACGGUCCCUGAAAACAACCGAACUCCGCCGUCACCGCCGCCUCCGCCACCAACAACUUCAGGCAAUCCCAACCUUACAAGCUGUCUUUACCAAACAGAACUUGGUCUUUUCUCUCUUACAUGGUCUCGCUCCUUUAUCGGCCACUCUCUCCACCUCCAACUCCACUCCGGCGAUACUGCCACCGCCUCUCCUUUUUCUUUCUCUAACCCAUCGUCUCUUUCUAUCUUAUCUUUCCAUGUCCAUAUUAAGCCUUUCAUUUUUUGGAAAAAACAUGGAUCCAAGAAGCUCCAUGUUAUCAAUCAAGAACCCAACGCCUCCGUCCCAGGAGUCCAAAUCUUUUGGGAUCUUUCAAGAGCCAAGUUCGGAUCCGGACCUGAACCCCAAUCCGGAUUCUACAUCGCUGUAGUUGUUGACCGCGAAAUAAUUCUUCUUGUUGGCGAUUUGACCAAACAAGCUUGUGCAAAGACUAGAGCUAAAAGGGCAGAUAGAAGUCAAGUUCUUGUUUUAAGAAGAGAGCACGUUUAUGGCAACAGAGUAUACACAACAAAAGCAAGAUUUGGAGGCAAAAACAGAGAUAUAUCAAUAGAUUGUACGGUCAAUAAUGACGCGAGAUUGUGUUUUAGCGUUGAUAACCAAAAGGUUUUGCAGAUAAAGCGAUUAAAGUGGAAAUUCAGAGGAAAUGAGAAGAUUGAAGUAGAUGGAGUGCCUACCCAAGUCUCAUGGGACGUUUACAACUGGCUUUUUGAAGAUGUAAAUAAUGGCCAUGCAGUAUUCAUGUUCAGGUUUGAAACUCAAGACAUUGAAGACGCAGGGGAAGAAGAAGAAGAAGGAAGAGGAGGAACUGAAGUUUGUAAUGGUCAAGAUGAGAAAAACGGUGUCGUUCCCUGGCAACAUAGUAAUUUGGGAAUGAGUGGAAUAGAAUGGAGGAAAAUGAGGAGUUUAAUGAGAACAACAAGGAGUUCAUCUUCAUCGUCGAUUUCAAUGUCGUCGGCAUCUUCCGCAGGCGGCUCUUCUUCCAUAAUGGAAUGGGCUAGUACGGAGGAGAAUGAACUGAGUUCCCCUAAUGGCUUCUCUCUGCUAGUUUAUGCUUGGAGGAAAUGAAGAAUUAUGGGUUCUUUAAAUUUUUUUUGGCAAUGUUAAUUAAUUGAGUUCAACAAUUUUCUUUUUGCUAAAUUUUAUGACUUGUGACUAACCCAUUUGUUGAUGAACAUAUUUCUAUAGAAUGAACCAUUAAUUAGGAGAAUUAGAACUAUAUAUGAAUGUUGUAAUCAAAUUUAUCAGUGAGAAAGCGUUUUGGUGUAAUGAUAGAUUUAUGAAUGAAAAUAGAAAGAUUAACUGAUAA